Molecule: messenger RNA, 900 nt
Organism: Camelina sativa (false flax)
Lineage: Eukaryota; Viridiplantae; Streptophyta; Magnoliopsida; Brassicales; Brassicaceae
Source: RefSeq, a predicted model, not a curated record
AUGGAUAAUAAUGAGAAUAGGCUUCUCAUAGAUGAGAGAAACUUCAAACGUGAUGAACAAGUAAAGAAUUACGACAGGUUAUUACGUAUGGCAACCGAUGAGCAAAAAAGCGUAUAUUUAGAAAUUAUUAAUGCUGUGAAUCGAAACAAGGGAGGUAUGUUUUUUGUUCAUGGAUUUGGUGGUACUGGAAAAACAUUCUUAUGGAGUAUUCUUGGUGCUGAUAUUCGUUCUAGGGGUGAUAUUGUUCUUAAUGUUGCGUCAAGUGGUAUAGUUGCUUUGCUUAUGGAAGGUGGUCGGACAGCACAUUCUAGAUUUAGUAUACCCAUCCAUGUGGACGAAUAUAAAACGUGUUUGAUAGAUGUCAAUUCUCACCUUGCCGAGUUAAUUAGAGAAGCAAGACUCAUUAUAUGGGAUGAGGCUCCAAUGAUGAACAAAUAUUGUUUCGAAACGUUGGAUAGGAGUUUGCGAGAUAUUAUGAAGUGUGAUCGGGUUUUUGGAGGUAAGGUUUUUGUUUUGGGGGGUGAUUUUAGACAGAUUCUACCGGUUGUGCCAGAAGCUGGUAGAGUUGGUACAGUUUUAGCCUCCAUAAACUCAUCCUUGCUUUGGAAUAGUUGUAAAGUACUUCAGCUUACACAAAAUAUGAGACUCCGUAAGGCUCAAAACAGUAGCGAUGCAAAUGAUCUCUCUACGUUUUCAAAAUGGCUUCUCGAUAUUGGGGAUGGCAAAAUCAACGAGCCUAACAAUGGUGAGGUAGAAAUAGACAUACCCAAGGAUUUAUUGAUUACAGAAUGUGAUGAUCCUAUACAAGCUAUUGUUAAAGAGAUAUACGGUACAUCGUUUGUAACAAGGACCAAUGCAAAAUUCUUUUGCGAAAGAGUUAUUCUGAGUCCAAUAAGAUAA